ACAAACGCAAAGCCGAAACCCUCCCUUCCACAUCCCGAAAAAUUCAAUGGCCAAGUCCACAAGUUUAACACCUGGCUCCCCUCAAUUCAAGCCAAGCUACGAGUCAAUUGCGAGGCUAUUAGCGAUGCCACUGCUCAGUUUUACUAUAUCUACCUGAAUCUCGAAUCUUACGUUCAAGCCAUGAUGCAGGAAGCAGAGGACAAGCUAUACUCUCUUAAGCAAGGCACUAAUUCGCUUCAUGCUUUUAUAGCUAAGUUUGAGCGAAUUCUGUACGAGGCACGUAGACAAGACUAG
Hyaloscypha bicolor E is the source of this 294-nucleotide messenger RNA. RefSeq lists its product as uncharacterized. NCBI's taxonomy places the organism in Eukaryota, Fungi, Ascomycota, Leotiomycetes, Helotiales, Hyaloscyphaceae. The transcript has 2 exons. The annotation marks the transcript as partial. The record is from RefSeq and is a predicted model, not a curated record.